Rhinopithecus roxellana (golden snub-nosed monkey) is the source of this 699-nucleotide messenger RNA. RefSeq names its product putative protein TPRXL. The record is from RefSeq and is a predicted model, not a curated record. The transcript has 2 exons. Bases 1 to 699 code for a protein of 232 amino acids. NCBI's taxonomy places the organism in Eukaryota, Metazoa, Chordata, Mammalia, Primates, Cercopithecidae.
AUGGAUGCAACCAGUGUGGGAAAACCUUCAGCCACAGCUCCUCACUCAGCCAGCACAAGCAGAUGCACACAGGAGAGAAGCUGUUCGAGUGCAGUCAAUGUGGGAAGGCCUUCCGGCAGAGCACAUGCCUCACUCAACACCAGUGAAUCCACAGAGGGGAGAAGCCCUACAAAUGCAAUGACUGCAGCAAGGCAUUCAGCCACAGCUCAUCCCUCACCAAACAUCAGCGAAACUACACUGGGGAGAAGCCCUACAAAUGCAACCAGUGUGGCAGAGCCUUCAGCCAGCUUGCUCCCCUCAUUCAGCAUCAGAGGAUCCACACAGGAGAGAAAUCCUAUGGAUGUAACCAGUGUGUCAGAGCCUUCAGCCAGAGCUCCCUUCUCAUCGAACACCAGAGGAUUCACACCAAGGAAAAGCCCUACGGGUGCAAUAAGUGUGGGAAAUCCUUCAACCACAGCUCCUUCCUCAGCCAGCACAAAAGGACACACACUGGGGAAAAGCCUUACAAGUGUCACGAUUGUAGAAAGUCCUUUAGGCAGAGCACCCACCUCACUCAGCACUGAAGGAUCCAUACAGGAGAGAAGCCAUAGCUCAUCCCUUUCUAGAUUUGACCCAAUCAUACACAUGAGAAACAUAUAUUCAUACACAAGUCUUUUCACAUGGCACACCUCUCAGACACCCUCAGAGAGUUUAUACUGA